AUGAGAUUUCUACUAUCUCUGCUGCUUGUAAACUUUGUUGCUGCCUCAUAUGAUAGUUGGGCCUGUGGCAGUGGGAAAAUUUCUACUUUCUUUGCCUACCUAGUCAGUUUGCCUGCAAAAGAUCGAGAACAUAUAAAUCUUUGUUGUUUCCACCAUGAUGCUCAAUAUGACGGGAUCGACGCGGGACAGUUAGACAUUACCAAAAGACAAUCUGAUUGGGAAUUCAAACAAUGCUUGUCAGACAGCAAAUAUUUCUAUUCAAGAGAAAUCAUCAAAAACGUAUAUGUAUGGUCGGUUCAGCUGAACACCUGGUUUAACGAAAACAUUUAUUGCAAAUUUGCGUGGUGCUAA
Molecule: messenger RNA, 351 nt
Organism: Caenorhabditis remanei
Lineage: Eukaryota; Metazoa; Nematoda; Chromadorea; Rhabditida; Rhabditidae
Exons: 3
Coding region: 1-351 (116 amino acids)
Biological process (GO): arachidonate secretion; phospholipid metabolic process
Molecular function (GO): A2-type glycerophospholipase activity
Source: RefSeq, a predicted model, not a curated record